CGAAUCAAGAAACUUGGUUAUGGUGUUGAAUCUUGAAUCGUAUAGGAGUAAUAAAUAACAAAAUAUUCUGGAUAACCCCUUCAAUGGCGGGAAUAGCUAUUGUAUUGGAUUUACUGAGGAAAAAUCCAAACUUUACUGGUCAAGCCUUUCAUUCUCAUGGCGUCUGCUCAGCCAAACUCGCUGCCUCAGCAGCUGCAGCUUCUGUUGCUGCCAGUUACCCUUUUGCUUCUAGGGCUUUUUUUGGUAAUGGUGCAGCACAAGUUGCACUUUGCGAUGCUGGCACGGGAUUUUCUGAAGAUUAUAUAUCUAGCAUGAAAAGUGAAUCGAUAAUUAACUUUCAACAUGAUUCAUUGAAGCACAGUACCAAACAAUACAACCUUGAGUUAAAAUCUUUAUUCUCAGCAUUUAUGUGGAGGAAUCUUGCACUGACUUCCUUGAGAGCUCUCCUAUCAUCUUAUUUACCUCUUCUGGAGCCUCGUGCUAACAUGGAGGAUGAGGAUGAUGAAGAUUUCCUACAGGAUACUAAUGAAGAUCGCCGUGUCGAUCUGGUGACUCCUUUCAAGAAAUCAGUGAAACAGAUUGGUCGUGAGACUGCUGUUGUAACUACGAGACGCGUCCUGGAAAGAUUAGCGGUCCACUAUGUCUCACAACGCAUGGCAUGGAAGCUUCUAAAAGAUGUUCCCAAGUCAGCUGCACGCAAGGCUCAAAGGGGAAUGUCUAGUGUGAUCUACUUUUGCAGUGUUACAAAAACAACAUGCAGAGGUCAUUUUCUGGGAGUUUUGGCAUCAUGGUUUGUGCAAGUUGGCAUUGAUAUCUGGCGAAUCUUCAAAUCUAAACAAGAUGGUGACACACUUGAUAGAUCGGAAAAAAUUCAGUUUCUAAGAAGGAAGAUUUUCAUUACUACUGUCAGAUGUAGUGCAUCUCUUGUUUUCGCUUCUAUAGGGGCAGGAAUAGGAGCAAUGAUAGUUCGCCCUACAACUGGCCAGUGGAUUGGAUGUGCUAUUGGAGAUGUGUCUGGACCAAUCAUUGUAGCCUUUUGUUUUGACAAAGUUCUUCAUUUGGAACUGCGAUGACUCUCUUCUUGGUUAAUAUAAGGGUAAUGUGGUUGAUCUAGAGCCCCCCUUGCCUCAAAGAAGUGCAAUUCAGUGCUUUUAUAUGACUCAAGGUUCCUUUAGCUCCAGAAUAAU
Solanum verrucosum is the source of this 1187-nucleotide messenger RNA. RefSeq lists its product as uncharacterized. Lineage: Eukaryota; Viridiplantae; Streptophyta; Magnoliopsida; Solanales; Solanaceae. Bases 84 to 1073 code for a protein of 329 amino acids. The record is from RefSeq and is a predicted model, not a curated record. The transcript has 6 exons.